AACUUUUUCGGCGGUUACGUGUUCGUUAAGUUUUGUGUUGUAUUAUUUGAUUCUUUUCAAAAAGACGAUUUGGCUUGUUUACGGACUCUGUGAUUUCUUCUACAACGAUUUUUCCUGGCUUUGGAAAUUGGAUACCUUUUUUCUGUAACGACAUACCUGGCUUAUCAUCGGAUUUGUUUUAUGCUUUGGACAAAAUGCCUAAGCAAACUAAAUUGAAAUGUUAUUUUGGGUGCAUUGUUGAUGGUCCAUUACAUAGAUUUCCAAAGUGGCAGUAUUCUCAUGAAGAGAGAUUUAAUUCUUGGAAAGCUGUUUUAAGUUCGGAGACUCAAGGAAAUGGCAAUGCAUACAUAUAUAAUAAUGUCCGUAUUUGCUAUAAACAUUUUGAAAAUUAUUAUCAAUUACCUAGUCACCAGCUUACCAGAAAUGCAGUGCCUACAUUGAAUUUAGAUUUGCCGGAAAAUUUGCAAAGGCAAGCUAUUUUCACUACGACAGCAACACCACCAACAAAAAAUCCAAUGGAUUCAUUUGCCCAUCCAUCUACAUCAUCUACAUACCAUUCUCGGCAAGCAAUAAGUGGAUUCAAUAAAAAAAUUAAUUUACUUAAGCAAACAAUCAUAAGAUUGAGAAAUAAAUGUAAAACUCAAUCAAUGAAGAUUAAAAUGGCAAGUAAGGUUUCUAAAUCCAAAAUAUUUUUAGAAAUGGUAGAACAAUUACCUGAACCCAUAAAAAUUUUUACAAAUAUGCAAUUAAAAUAUUUAAAGAAGCCAAGGGGACGAAAAUAUACAUUAAAAGAGAAAAUACUUCCACUUACAAUUUUGAAACAAAAAAGCAGUAGUAAAGCUAUCAACUGUAAAAAGGCUUUGUAG
Molecule: messenger RNA, 866 nt
Organism: Papilio machaon (common yellow swallowtail)
Lineage: Eukaryota; Metazoa; Arthropoda; Insecta; Lepidoptera; Papilionidae
Exons: 5
Coding region: 195-866 (223 amino acids)
Source: RefSeq, a predicted model, not a curated record